Molecule: messenger RNA, 849 nt
Organism: Micromonas commoda
Lineage: Eukaryota; Viridiplantae; Chlorophyta; Mamiellophyceae; Mamiellales; Mamiellaceae
Exons: 1
Coding region: 1-849 (282 amino acids)
Source: RefSeq, a predicted model, not a curated record
AUGACUUCCGGCCUCGCAAUUUCCGUCGCGGCCGUCGCCUCACGCGUCGUCUCCGGGCCCCGCGCGCUUCGCCGCGCGACCAACGGCGCCACCUCAAAUCACACCCCCGCGAACCGUUGGACCGCUACCUCCACCCGCCUCUCCGCUGUCACCGAUCUCGAUCAGGCCGACCAGGUCUCCGAGACCGUCUUCGCAUCCGGGACCGAUGCUAAGGUCGCCGCCUUCUGCGUUGAGCAGAUGGUGGACGAGGCUGCCAUGCUCGCCGCCAGCACCUUCCCCAUCUCCCCCGACGACCUCAUCGCGCGAACCAAAGCCAUCCUCGCCAACAAGAACGGCGUGGAGAACCCUGCGCUCCUCGCUUCCGACUUCAAAUUCGUCGCUCCCGUUGUCGGUCCUCUCCCUAAGGAUGAUUUCCUUCAGGCAUUCGACGGGUUCAAGCUCGAGGAGGGUUUCCCGGACGCCAAUGCCGGGUACUACGCCUUCCGCAUCGAUCCCUUCGAGCCCAACCGCGUGUGGUUCGACACUCGGUUCCGCGGAACCAACACUGGCCCUCUCUCCGGCGGCUCGCUGGCGGCGACGGGAAAGAAGGUUGAGGCUCCUCCCCAGGCGUGUUCUAUGCUCUUCAACGAGCGCGGCGAAUGCACCCAGCUCACGGCGGGUUACGUGAUGGACAAGCAGGUCGGGAACACGGGCGGUCUUGGAGGCGUUUUCGGCAUCUUCUACGCCAUCGGCUACGGCCUUCCCUUCCCCGAGGCGCAGCCUUGGAAGAAGAGCAAGCGAUACAACCUGUUCCUGAAGUUCUCGGAGUUCCAGAAGUUCGUCAAGUCCUUGGGCGGCGGGAGCGACUGA